AUGGAGCCGGUGAUGUCAGAUGUCAUUAGCAUAUUUCUGGCUAUAACUAAUGCUUGCGCAAAGACGCGCCACUACUGCUGCACCGCACUGACCAGAGACAACCAGCGACCCAACAGCAUCCUGGUAAGACACCCUCAGCAUUUCUUUCACUAUUGUUUUAACAUUUUAGAUCAACUAAAGGCGGAUAAAUGUGAGGGAUAAAGGAGGCGUUUGAGAAAAUGCGUCAAAGCGAGAUAAUAACGGAGAUAAUUUUGAUUUUUACGCGAAUGCAGCGUCUUAUUCGUGCGUAAAACCUCCACACAUGAUGUGAUGUGACAGCAGAGGGGGCAUGUUUGUGUGUGUCUUUGUGUAAAAUACCCACAUCCACGCAUAACACCCUGUUUCUUUGUUGCUCGGGCUGCACACGCCUGGUCCCGUUAGAAAAAUGAUGCGUUCACGGCGCGUUAAUCUGUGCGUCUGCGCUCUUUUUAUGGCUGGAUUUUGGACGUUUUUUGGCGUUGAACUUGGAUUUUUUUUAGGGGGACUUUGGGUGGAUGUGCAGACAUGCCAAUCUGGGCGGUGGUUCCUUCACGUUGCACUCCCCCCCCACCCCACUCCACCACCACCCCCAAGAGGGAAUAGAAAAAGAAGUACGUGACAAGUGAAUUUUGCGGAUGUUGCACAGCUUCCAUGUGGAAAGCCCCUGCGUGGACUCUCAUAAAGCAACAUUUAAUCAUAACAAUAUCAUAUUUUUGAUCUUUUCGGGUUAGAUUUGAUAAUAUUCCUACAAUAAUGCUCAGAAUGUCUCUCUUUUUUUAUAUUUGCCCAGCAUGGGAACUCCCAUUGUUAUGUAAAUGUCGGUUUUGAAGGCGUUGUGGACUGGCUUCAUUGUCUGGAGCAGACCGUCCCCUGCAUGUGUGUGCGUGUGAGUGCGUGUGUGAGUGUGUGUGCAUCCUCCCCGAGGGUUUGUGUGUUGGAUAACGGGGAUGGAAAGCAGUCGUUUCACGCUGGGCAGAGCUGCAGGCGAACAAAAGACGGCGGACGCACAUUUGAAGAAAAAGUAGUGCGGUCACUCAGAUUUAGGCAACGCCCUUUUUCUCUUUGAAGCACGUGUUGAUGUGGAUUUCAUCUCAAUUCAACAUGUUAUUUCACUCCAAUCUCUCUUGCAUAAUAACAACAAUAAGCGUGUUGUUUAUCUUUACAGAUUAUCUGCAACAAUGGGUGACAAGCCUGACAUCUCAGAGGUGACAAAAUUUGACAAAUCCAAGCUGAAGAAGACGGAGACGCAGGAGAAGAACCCCCUGCCUACAAAAGAAAGUAAGCCCCUCAGCUGCUGGUGUUGAAUCACUCAUGUUUAUACUGGACUGCGGUGCGUUCAGGUGUCUCUCCAGGGGUGACGCUCACUCUUGUCUCCUCUUUUUUCUCCUCGCAGCCAUCGAGCAGGAGAAGGCGGACACGUCGUGA
Xyrichtys novacula (pearly razorfish) is the source of this 1443-nucleotide messenger RNA. The record is from the annotation of a GenBank genome assembly. NCBI's taxonomy places the organism in Eukaryota, Metazoa, Chordata, Actinopteri, Labriformes, Labridae.